UUCUGCAAUAAAUACUAUUCACACAUCAACAUAAUAGGUUUCACCAUCUGCUUAUACUUGAUCCACCCAUUUUUUCCUACGACACUUGACAAUACAGCCUAAGAAAAGAGCGAGGCCGGUGAUGUCGAGCCGCCUCACAAUCGACCGCUCAGCGGUUAAAGAUAGGAGAGGAUUCGGGCUUUUUAGCGACGACGAGGACGAUUCGGAUAUCGAAAGAACGCCCGUCUCAUUCAGCGGAAACAAGAGUGGUUUUCAAGCGUUAAGCCCAGGGGAUGCCGGUAAUUCCAGUCCUGCGGCCUCAACUUCUUGCAUGAUUUCUCCACUCGCCAGUUCAACUCCCACCAGGGGGUCGCGCAAUUCUGCAUUGAUCACACCUCUGCGCCCAAGGUCGGCGCACAGAUCUACUCCUUAUUCAACCACCACUUCACGGGCUCUGAUGCGCGCGAAGAUUUCGAAGGAUGCCACGAUCGAUAGGGAGAGCGAGCUCAUUAGCACGGAGACUACAUACGAGACUACUGCUACUGCCUCGGUAAAAAGGUCCAAAUACACCAUGAGCGGCGCUAGAGAAAGCCCACGAGAAGAUAUAGAACCUGAGUCGGAUGGACGAGAGGAACAGGAAGAAGCGGAGGAUAAGAAGCGGGAGCAAGAAUUUUCGAUUACUCCGAGCAGAAAUAUCUUUUCUCGAACAACUACGCCGAGCAAAACUCCGACAAAAUCACCCAAGAGGGAAUCGCAAGUUCCUGAGACAGGCAAGAAGACAUGGGGACAAUGGCUCGGCGCCAUCCUUCCAGCCAGUGUUAAAAAGCCAGUCAAGGCAAUCUUGGGUGAUCCUGCAGAGCUCAGAUCCACUAAGCCGGAGGUACAAACUCCCAAAGAGACUCCCGCCCAAGAUUAUGACUUUGAAGACAAUGAGGGGCUGUCACUUCCAGGAAGCUUUGGAAAAGCUCCUCCAUCGCCCGUGCGCACCCCGUCUCAACCAUCAUCUAGGCGAGAACAGAGAAAAGUGGAGAUUUGUUACGAAACCCCAAGCCGCGAAGUCUUGUUUGCAUAUCAAAAACCUAAGGUAGCGGUCGCUCCCCGUACUCUACCUCCCCCCUCGAGAAGGAUCAUUCCAACCUUAGCACCCUCCAGCAAGACACCCGGAAGAUCAGCCUCACCCACUGCCACCCAAAGCAGCAGUUUCCAUAGGCCCAGUAAUUUUAUCGAACGCAUGAAGUCUGCAAAGAGGACUAACCGUUAUGACCCCUACUCGAGACCGAAAGGAACAACUUCUCGCAGGAAGAAGAGAAGUCCUGAGCUCAGUGAGCCUAUGGAACUCACUGCCGAAGAGGAAUUGGAACUUUUGAAGAGGAGAGAAAAGGAGAGAAAAGUGCAAGAGGCUGAAGACCGAUACCUCAAACGAGAGAUUAGGAAGAAACUCGGACAGGAGGGCCCAGAACAAGAUGGCGACGGCGAUUCGGAGAUGUCUGACACCGAUACUUCAUUCCCCCAACCCAGUAUGGAGGAAGUACCAGACGAAGGCGAACCCCCGGAAAGGGCCCCAUCGCCCCUGCCACCCAAGUCUCCUGUCAAGCAAUCUGUUCCCUCCCCCUCUACCACACCAAUUCGCCCAGUACCAACCUUUCUCUUUGGCAACUCUUCCCCAUCAUCCACCACCACCACCACUACUACAACUACCCCCGCUGCCCCGGAGCCAGUAACCGCCCCAACAUGGUCUUUCUCCUCCGACUCGGACAAGGAAAACAUCUCCUCUGGCCCCCCGCCCCCACCAACAAUGUCCCAUGCCCAGCUCCCCGCCCCUUUAACCACCUCCAGCCACCCCCCCGCUAUCGCCGGUGGGCUUCUAGGCACGUCCCCUCAACCAGCCGGCGGUUUCGGUCUCGGCCUGCCUAAGGAAUCCACCCCCCUAAACCGCCAACGCAGCGCUGCCGAGAAAUUCAAACCACACGUUAGCAGCGGCCUCCGCGAGAGCAGCACCGUGGACGAAGAGAAGGAGAACGAGAACGACAUGGAGAACAAGAAGCCUUCCUUAGGGUAUGAUAAGGAGAACGCACCCUCCUCUUCUAGCGGUAAGCUCGGCGGGCCGAGCAGCGGCGGCAUAGGAGGAGGACCAGCCUUGCAGAGCGUUUUCAAACCAUCCGGCGCACUAAAAGAGAACUCUGGUGUGUUGAAUCUUGGAAAGAGCGAUGUGAAGGUUGACCUUAGAGCUAAGAUAGAGGCUGUUUGUCCCCUCCCUUUCUAUCUUUUAUUCGUUUUUGGUGCCGAGGGCUAA
This is a messenger RNA of Tuber melanosporum (Perigord truffle), 2272 nucleotides long. RefSeq lists its product as uncharacterized. The transcript has 2 exons. Lineage: Eukaryota; Fungi; Ascomycota; Pezizomycetes; Pezizales; Tuberaceae. The record is from RefSeq and is a predicted model, not a curated record. Bases 122 to 2272 code for a protein of 716 amino acids.